AGUACCGGAUAAUAUUCCAGGAAUUAUCCGUAUCCUUUUGCAAUCGAAAUUGGUGGGCUAUCCAAACUCCUCGGGCACACUAAAGCAUGGCGUACGGGACCAACCUGUGGUUGGACGACGAGGAGAACUUGGUGUUCGACUUCGAAGCGAUCUUGCCAUCUCUCCAUGAGUCCACUCCUGUGAUUCUUGUGGACGAAGAUGGGAAGAAGGAUUUUAAGCGAGGAACGGUCGUGUGUCGACAUUGGCUGCGCGGGUUGUGCAUGAAGGGCGACAACUGCGAGUUUCUGCAUCAGUACGAUAUGUCCAAGAUGCCAGAAUGUCGGUGGGGCAUGGAGUGUCAAGUGCCCGAAUGUCCGUUUCGCCACGUCCCCGACGAAGAUCGCAUGGAAUGUGCGUUUUACAAGCAAGGGUUUUGCUCCCACGGCGCCGCGUGUCGGUAUCGCCACGUCAAGUUGUCGCGCGAAGAGUGUCCAGUGAUCGCCGACUUUGGUUUGCAGAGCAAGGUCGCGGAAGAAGAGAGUGCCAAGCGUCGCAAGGCCCAGCCGGUGAACGAAUUCUUUAAGAUUGCAAUCUGCAAGCAUUGGGAAAAGCAAGGCUCGUGUCCAUUUGGUGACGAAUGUCAUUUUGCACACGGAGACAAGGAACUGCGCCCGUUUCCCAAGGACGGACACGGCGGUCCGGGAGGUGGUGGCAACCACCACAUGGGCGGAGGAUCCCACCAGAUGAUGCCGCCACCUCCGCAUGUGAUUCCGUUCAAAGCGCCGGACGUGCCGCCGUCAUUCGUCAUGCCGGACGCGGAAGGAUCGUCCACGUACAUUGUGCUGCGGUCGCACAGCUACCAAAACUUGGCGCAGUCUGUGCACCAUCAAAAGUUUGCCGCCGCUGGCUCCACCCUUCAGCUCAUUCAGGACGCGAUGACCAUGGCCGAUCAAGUAUUUUUGUUUUUGUCCGUGUCGCCGAGCUUUCAUUUCCAAGGCGUUGCGCGCAUCGUGCAAGUACCUACGGGGGAUGACGCGGGCGUGUCAUUAGCCGACAGCACCGUGCCGUUCGCAGAGUGGCGCGGCGACUUUGGCGUGGAAUGGCUGCGGACUUGCGAGAUUCCAUUCGAAUCGGCCGACACGAUUCCCACGGCCAAGGACGCGGCGCUGUCCAGAUUACCAGAUGGGACCGAGUUGACGAAAGAGUGCGGCCAUGCGUUGCUGGAGAAGAUGUUCUUUCACCCGAUGAUCCGCCUGCACAUCAAGUCGGUGGAGGAUGAAGGCGUGCUCCCGGGCGGCGCGUUCGAACUCGCCAACCGCCGCCGCCACGCCGCCGAAAGCGUCGCCAACUUUGUCGACCCCGCGCGACUCAUGCCGAGUGCCCACGUGGCUCACCGAUGGCAAGUGGACCUCCCUGGCUACGUCUUUGCAUGCAACGGCGCCACCAUCGACGAAAGUUUCGGCCGCAUGCUGUUUGGAUUGGCCAAAGACCAGGAGCAAGUCGCAGUCAAGAACGUGCAAGUGGGCACGCCGCUGUUCCUUCUCAACAUGAGCGACCGCCACGUGUUGGGGAUGUUUGAAGCCACGUCCUCCGUCGGCAUGAACAUCAUUCCGAACGCAUUCACCGCCGGCAUGCCGCCGGGGACGACGGCGACGCCGUUCCCAGUGCAAGUGCGCUUCCGCUUUGUGUUUGACGCACCGCCUAUGCUGAACGACUUGCUCAAGAGCGUGCCGGGGCUCGAGCGAGGGGUUCGCAUCGGUCCCCUGACGCUCGAAGCCACGCAAACCCUCGCGAAUGUGUUUGCCGAGCGAUGCAAAGCGACCAAUUUAAACCAGGAUGGCGCCAAGGUGGAGAAAAAGGCAAACGAAGAACAGUUUAUUGUCGGAAUUGAAGAAGACAAGGAGUUUGGCGUCGUGCAAAAGAUCCUCGGACCCCAAGGCGGCAGUCAUGUCAAGCGGAUCAUUCUGGACGCAGGUGGCAAUGCCAAAGUGCGGCUGCGGGGCCGUGGAAGUGGAUUUAUUGAGGCAAAUGGAGAAGAAGCCAAGGACCCGCUGAUGCUCGUGGUGUCGGCAGACAACGACCGAAGCUUCCGCAUCGCGUGCGACGCAUCCAGGGACCUCUUGGGGUCGGUGCAUCGCGACUACCAGGCGUACCUCCACAGCAAACACCGAGGGGGGUUUCCCCCCAUGAUGGGCGGGCGAGGCAUGCGCGGGCCGCCGCCGCCGUUCCGAGGACCCAGAGGGCCGCCCCCAGGCGGGAAUUACCGUGGUCCGCCUCCGCCACAUCACCGAUAAAACAAAAAACGCAUAUUAUAUUAAACGCAA
Molecule: messenger RNA, 2303 nt
Organism: Aphanomyces astaci
Lineage: Eukaryota; Oomycota; Saprolegniomycetes; Saprolegniales; Verrucalvaceae
Exons: 7
Coding region: 87-2273 (728 amino acids)
Molecular function (GO): metal ion binding; RNA binding
Source: RefSeq, a predicted model, not a curated record